This is a messenger RNA of Colletotrichum higginsianum IMI 349063, 3180 nucleotides long. RefSeq names its product Thioester reductase domain-containing protein. The record is from RefSeq and is a predicted model, not a curated record. The coding region runs from base 1 to 3180 and encodes 1059 amino acids. NCBI's taxonomy places the organism in Eukaryota, Fungi, Ascomycota, Sordariomycetes, Glomerellales, Glomerellaceae. Gene Ontology annotation, molecular function: phosphopantetheine binding. The transcript has 2 exons.
AUGGCACAACCCCAGUACGGAAGGCGUCUGAUCCCCCAGGUCAUCGACGACACCGCGAGGACGGAACCCGACGCCGAGUUCUUCUCCGUCCCGCGCUCCUCCGACCCCGCUGACGGCUGGCGGCCCAUCACCUUUAAGCAGAUCGCCAACGCCGUCAACCGGAUAGCCCGGCGCAUCAUCGACAAGCGAGGCGCCCCCGCGCCCGGCACCUUCCCGACCCUCACCUACAUCGGCCCCAACGAUGCGCGCUACAUGAUCAUCACCGUCGCCUGCAUCAAGGCCGGCUACAAGGCCCUGCUCAUCUCCCCGCGCAACUCCUUCGAGGGCCAGAUGAACCUGUUUGAGCAGACCGACUGCAACAUCAUCUGCUUCGAUGCUGCCUUCAAGGACGUCGUCCAGCCCCUGCUUGAAGAGCGCCAGAUGGAUGCCAUCAUGGUUAGUUCUGCUGACGCCUGGUUGGCCGACGACGAGGUGCCACACUUCCCCUACGACAAGACCUUUGACGAGGCCAAGCACGACCCCGUCGUCGUCCUGCACACUAGCGGCAGCACCGGCCUGCCGAAGCCCAUCGUCGCCCGCGCCGGCAUGCUGGCCGUCGCCGACGCCUUCCACGACCUUGACGACUUCAUGGGCUCUGAAAACUGCGUCAAAUCCAUCAUGCACGGCUCCCGCCUGUUCCUGCCCAUGCCCCUCUUCCACGCCGCCGGCUGCUACAUGUCCACCUUCGCCACUGUCUACUGGCGCCGCCCCGUCGCCCUCGGCUUCACCGACCGGCCCCUGACGCCCCAGACCGUCAUCGACGCCGUCGAGCAUGCGGCCGUCGACAACGUCAUCCUGCCCCCCGCCAUCCUCGAGGAGAUGAGCCACAUGCCCGAGGGCGUCGCCGCGCUGAGGAGUCUCAAGCGCGUCAACUUUGGCGGCGGCAACCUGUCGCGCGAAGCCGGCAACAAGCUGGUCAAGGAGGGCGUCACCGUGGCCAGCGUCAUUGCCUUUACCGAGGCCGCACCCCUGCCGUACUUCUUCCAGAAGAACCCCGACCUCUGGCAGUGGUUCAUCAUCGACUCGGACCGCCUGGGCGUCGACUGGCGCCCGGCCAGCGGCGAGGACGACGACAUCUACGAGCAGGUCCUCGUUCGCAAGCAGCCCGAUGACCCCCUCCAGGGCAUUUUCUACACCUUCCCCGACGCCCGCGAGUACAACACCAAGGACCUGUACCGCAAGCACCCGACCCUGCCCAACCACUGGACCUACUACGGCCGCUCCGACAACAUCAUUGUCUUCUCCAAUGGCGAGAAGCUUAACCCCGUCACCAUCGAGGAGAUCGUCACGGGCCACCCGCGCGUCCGGGGCGCCGUCGUCGCCGGCGCCAUGCGCUUCCAGCCCCUCCUCAUCCUCGAGCCGGUCGAGCCGCUAACCUCGCAGGAGGACGUUGACGCCUUCAUCGACGACGUCUGGCCCCUCGUCGUCAAGGCCAACAAGGAGACCGUCGCCCACGGCCAGAUCGGCCGCGCCUUCAUCGGCGUCGCCAGCCCGGACAAGCCCUUCCCGCGCGCCGGCAAGGGCACGAUCCAGCGGCCCAUGGCCCUGAAGCUCUACAAGGACGAGAUCGACGCCUGGUACGACAAGGCCGAGGACGGCGCCGACUCGCUGUCGGUGCACGUCGACGUCACCUCCCAGCAGACCAUGAUCGACUCCAUCGAGCGCCUCUUCCAGCAGACCCUCGGCAGCCGCCCGCUGUCGGCCGACUCGGACUUCUUCAGCGCGGGCAUCGACUCCAUGCAGGUCAUCAACGCCUCCCGUCUCCUCCGCAAGGGGCUCGAGGCCGCCGGCGCCAGCAUCACCGCCGACGCCAUCGCCACCAGGGUCAUCUACGCCCACCCGACGCCCCGCCAGCUGGCAGCUUACCUCAUGGACCGCGUGAACGCCACCGCGACCGCGACCACCAACGGCAACGGCAACGACGACGGCGAGAACCACGACAUCCACGCCAUGGAGGCCCAGCUGUCCAAAUACACCCGCGACCUGCCCGAGAACCCUGUCGUCGCCGGCACCGCCAACAAGCCCCCGCCCGCGGAUCGCAACCAGACCGUGCUCGUCACGGGAACCACCGGCGCCCUGGGCUCCUACCUCCUCGACUUCCUCGAGUCCGACCCGGCCGUGUCCAGGGUCGUCUGCCUCAACCGCAGCGAGGACAGCGCGGCGCGCCAGGCCAAGAUGAGCGCCGACCGCGGCCUCGCGUCCACCUGGACCAAGGCCGAGUUCCUCUGCGCCGACCUGUCCAAGAGCACCCUGGGGCUCGCGCCCGAGGUCUACGACCGCCUCCUCCGCGACGCCGACCGCGUCAUCCACAACGCCUGGCCCGUCAACUUCAACAUCUCGGUCGAGACGUUCGAGCCGCACAUCCGCGGCGUCCGCCACUGGGUCGACUUCUCCCUGCGCGCCGCCAAGAACGUGCCCGUCGUCUUCAUCAGCAGCAUCGGCACCGUCGACACCUGGGCCGGCCCCGGCCCCGUCCCCGAGACCCGCCUGCUCGACCUCUCCCUGCCGAGCACGGGCUACGGCCGCUCCAAGCUCGUCAGCUCCCUCAUCCUCGACGAGGCCACCCGCCGCGCUGGCGUCCCCACCGCCGUCGUCCGCGUCGGCCAGGUCGCCGGCCCCGUCUCCCGCGACGGCGUCUGGAACCGCCAGGAGUGGCUGCCCACCAUCGUCGCCAGCUCCAAGUACCUCGGCGUCCUCCCGGCCGACCUCGGCGCCAUGACCACCGUCAACUGGACCCCGAUCGAGGGCAUCGCCCGCCUCAUCCUCGAGGUCUCGGGCGUCGUCCAGACCGUGCCCCUGCGCGACGUCGACGGCUACUUCCACGGCGUCAACCCGCGCACCGUCCCCUGGGCCGACCUCGCCGCCGCCGUCAAGUCCUACUACGGCGACGGCGUCAUCCGCGACAUCGUCCCCUUUGAGGAGUGGGUGCGCCGCCUCGAGGCGAGCGCCGGCGCCACCGACGACAUGGACCGCAACCCGGGCGUCAAGCUGCUCGACUUCUACCAGGGCCUGGCCGCGGCCGCGGGGCACGGCGUGGAGUUCUCGAUGGAGAGGACCGUCAAGAGCAGCAGGACCAUGAGGGAGAUGCAGGCUGUGACCCCGGAGCUGAUGCAGAACUGGUGCAGGCAGUGGGCGUUUUAG